AUGGCUCCAAGUAAACAGGAUUUUUCGCUGAAAAGAUCCAGCGGAGCUAGGAGUGGCUCAGUGCUAAAUUUGAGAACGCCGGUGAACUCGCUCCCUUUGCGGCGGAGCUCAGCGGUCUUGCCCUCGGUGCUGACGUUUGCAGUGAUCGUGGCGUCCGGAGGCCUGUUGCUUAUGAUAGAGAAAGGACUAUUGAACAGCGUGGACACCCCUCCGCCUCGAGGAAAUGGCAAGAAAAUCGAUUACCUCAGCCCAUCCAGGCAUCAAAGUUCUGCCGCGGACGCCGAAUCUCAGAUCAUGCAAGACAUCCGGAACCGCACGAUAUGGACGGUGUGCGGGCAGAAGAACAUGCCGCACAGCGUGUGGUCGCUCAGCGCCGUCCAGAGGAAGACGCUGCUGCAGCACAUCCUGGUGAACGACGAGCACCGCUUCCUGUACUGCUACGUGCCCAAAGUGGCCUGCUCCAACUGGAAGCGAGUGCUGAAGGUGCUGAGCGGCGCCCUGGAGAGCGUGCACGUCAAGCUCAAGAUGGACCACAAGAGCGACCUGCUCUUCCUGGCGGACCUGAAGCCGCAGGAGAUCCGCUACCGUCUCAAGCACUACUUCAAGUUCCUGUUCGUGCGCGACCCCAUGGAACGGCUGCUGUCCGCCUACAGGAACAAGUUUGGCGAGAUCGAGGCGUACCAGAGGAAGUACGGCGCGGAGAUUGUGCGGCGCUACAGGAAGAACCCGGGCAAGGCGAUGGGGGACGACGUGACUUUCGCGGAGUUUGUGCGCUACCUGCUGGACGAGGACGUGGAGCGCAUGAACGAGCACUGGAUGCCCGUGUACAACCUGUGCCAGCCCUGCGCCGUGUCCUACGACUUCAUUGGCUCGUACGAGCGGCUGCAGGCGGACGCUCGCUUCGUGCUGCAGCGCGUGUCGGCUCCGCCCCACGUGCAGUUUCCAGAGCGACAGGCCUGGUACAGCCCGGUGACCCCCCAGACUCUGCAGUACUACCUCUGCAGCCUCCCCCCCCCUCUGCUCUCUGAACUCCUCCCCAAAUACAUCCUGGACUUCUCCCUCUUCAGCUAUCCACUGCCAAACACCACCAGCCAGCACUGCCGCCAGUAGUGCCCCCAUUUUAUACUUUUAUUAUAAAGGCCGAGUUGCCUUAUUUUUAUAUGGAGAGAAAUGUAGUCGUAUUUCCUUACAGGACUGGGGUUCGUGGCCAAAUGACAACAGGAGGGUGAAACCACUGUGAGGCACAGGAAUGCAUUAUGGGAUAUCUGUAAUGGUUCUGUGAUGUAUUAAGGGAUGUCUGUAAUGGUUCUGUGAUGUAUUAUAGGAUAUCUGUAAUGGUUCUGUGAUGCAUUAUGGGAUGUCUGUAAUGGUUCUGUGAUGCAUUAUGGGAUGUCUGUAAUGGUUCUGUGAUGCAUUAUGGGAUGUCUGUAAUGGUUCUGUGAUGCAUUAUGGCAGCACAACCCUGUUCCUGGAGAUCUACCGUCCUGUAGGUUUUCAUUCCAGUCCUAACAAAGCACCUCAUUCAGCAGCUUGAGAUCGCAUCAAGCUGCUUAUCACUUGAGUCAGGUGUGCUUUGCUAGGGUUGGAGUGUAAACCUGCAGGUUGGUAGACCUCCAGGAACAGGGUUGGGCAGCCCUGCAUUAUGGGAUGCCUUUACCGAUGCUUUGGCCCUGCUCCUGAAACAAACGUCAAACUCUGGUUUCACCCACAAAAGGAAAUUAAAGCUCAAUUCUGUAA
Anguilla rostrata (American eel) is the source of this 1737-nucleotide messenger RNA. RefSeq names its product carbohydrate (N-acetylgalactosamine 4-0) sulfotransferase 14 (gene chst14). The coding region runs from base 1 to 1110 and encodes 369 amino acids. Gene Ontology annotation, cellular component: membrane. The transcript has 2 exons. Gene Ontology annotation, molecular function: sulfotransferase activity. NCBI's taxonomy places the organism in Eukaryota, Metazoa, Chordata, Actinopteri, Anguilliformes, Anguillidae. The record is from RefSeq and is a predicted model, not a curated record. Gene Ontology annotation, biological process: dermatan sulfate proteoglycan metabolic process; carbohydrate biosynthetic process.